Helobdella robusta is the source of this 2385-nucleotide messenger RNA. RefSeq lists its product as hypothetical. The transcript has 2 exons. Bases 1 to 1083 code for a protein of 360 amino acids. NCBI's taxonomy places the organism in Eukaryota, Metazoa, Annelida, Clitellata, Rhynchobdellida, Glossiphoniidae. The record is from RefSeq and is a predicted model, not a curated record.
AUGCAAAAUGAUGACGACGAUUGUUCUGACUGCACCAAAGUUGAAAGUGAUGUCGCCAGUAACAGAGCUUCCGACGACCACUUUUGUGGCGACGCUAAUAUUAGUGGCUACCGGAUGAGAAAUAUCGAGGGAGAUGUUGAUAGCAUGGAUGAUGAUGAUGGUGGUGGUGGCUCGAUUCAUGCAAAUGUUGAAAGGUGUGCUGACGAUGAAGUGAUUUGUUGUUGUCAAAUCGUUAAUUUUGAUGAAAAAAGUGUUGAAAUUAACUACAAAAACAUAAACGGCAACAACAAACCCAUCAACAACAUCAACAACAACCACAACAAUAAUAAUAAUAAUAAAAUCAACAACAACAUCAACAACAACCACAACAAUAAUAAUAAUAAUAAAAUCAACAACAACAACAUCAUCAUUAUCAACAAAAACAACGACACUGACUAUUAUAACACAAACGUUUUGAAUGAUGUGGUUAAGGACAAAAACAAAACUAAAAAUCUGAACCUUGGAAACAGCACUUCUUCGCCUAACGACAACAUGUUCAACAACAAAAUCGCCAGCUACUCUACAGCUGCAUCAAACGUGACAGCCACAACAACCGCGGCCGCCAAAAACGUUGACCACAAUAACAUUAACAGCAGUAACAGCAACUACAUCAACAUCGGCAACAAAAAAAUUACCUUCAACAAAAACAACAAUUUCAACAACAACAACUUCAACAACAGCAACACCCUAGCAACGUUAAUGUCAGCAGCAACAACAACUUCAACCACAACGACAGUAACGUCAGCAAGAAGCAGCGUCAACAGCGGCAAAAACGCCAUCAACAACUACAACAACUACUACAUCAACAACACCUUUGACAUCAAAUCCAACAACAACAUCAUCAACAACAACUACUACUACCACAACUACGAAUACAUGAGAGACAACUCAACGCUGAUGUUCUGCGCCAGAAUCAGUCCCUUCGUCUUCCUCCUCUGGAGAUUGUACAUGGCCUCUGACCUUGGCACCUCAUCUUUUCAUUACUUCACGGCCGUAUUUUGCGUUGUGCUUGCAGUGUACUGCAGAGUCAUCGGACUCGUUUAGGCCCUCACAUCUACAAAAAAUGUCCUUUGACUCUCAGAAAGUAUGCAGAUUUCAUUUAGCAAGACAUGGUGAUCUCAACUGUGUUUUCUCAUUUUCGUACCUCCUUGGCUCAACCAUAUGUUUAAAUGGAUGAGUGUUUCGGCUCGGAAGAUAUACAAAACAAAAUAUAAGUAACACCGAUAUAAACAUUUCUUUUUUGGAUUACACACAUUCACGCACACACACGCACCAUAAUACACACACACACCAACACAACCCACACACACACAAACAUACACAUUGAUGUACUUAUCUAUCAUCCAAAUAUAAAAUAUGAAUAUGUUUAUAAGCGUACACACAGAGUUACUACUGCAUGGAACUCUUUGAACAAUUUAGCCAGCCCCUUACAUAUAUAUAUAACAUGAAUAUACUGACUUUAAAAUAUGUUUUGACUCCACCGACCAGUAAAAAUUUCAAUGCGAUGAGUGAUUAUUACAAGUUCAUUCAUUCAAUAUUCUCAUUAUAAGCGAACGUUGAAUUGUUGUUCAUUUGUUAAUUAUGUGCAGUUAACAUUUAAACGCUGUAAACCAUAUAUGAGACAUAGCUGGAUGGAAUGUGUCACUUUGAUAAAAAUGACAAUUUUUUAAAACAUUUUUUACAAACCGUUUUAAUACGUAUUUAAUACGCGAGAAAUUUCAAAUUUGUAUAAUGCAUCAAGAUAUACAUUAAAGAUAUCUCCUAGAUAUUUCUAAUGUAUGUUAUUUUAUUCGCCACAAAGUGUAGGAUAUAUAUCUUAUUAUUAAUUUUAAUUAUCGCGAUUCCAGUUUAAUUUUUAUUCAUGUACUAAUUUUAGUUAAAUAUUUUCCUUUUAAUCGAUAAUCCAUUUUGAAUUUUAUUCUUUACUAUUGAUAUCUUACUUACGCACGUUUCAAGGCGUAUUCUUUUAAUUUUGUACGAAAAGUUGAGAAUCACACACACACACACACACACACACGCACACACACACGCUUCUUCAACUUAUUAAAUAUUUCAAUCAACAAACUUGUAUUAUUUUCAUAGAACAUUAUUUCGAAAUAAUCAUAAAACAUAAAAGAAAUCACGAAAAGUUCAUCCAGUGCAAUCAUCGUCUAUACAAAUAUAUGCGUAUGGUUUUAAUGUAUUUAACGAUUAAAUAUUUGCUGUACUAACCUGGACUCUCACAAACACUAAUAAAUACUUCAUUGAAUUAUAGAUUUUGCUAAAAUAAUUUAUUUUAAACGUUUAAAGUCUAUUUAGAACUUCUGGCGAAAAACGACCAAAUUAUUAAAAAAUUGUUCACCAAAA